CCCCUUUAAAAGGCCAUGUGUUACUUUACUUCACAGCAAAACCUUAAAAAUUGCAGAGUAAAAAAGGCCCAACAAUGGUGAAUGUCUCUCUCUCCAAUGACAAACUUCCCCAAUUUUUCAAAGUCUUCAUCCCCAAAUUCAGUUCUAAGCACAUGUUGAUCCCACCAGAUUUUGUUCAGAGAUUCAUUUCAAGGGUUCCAAAGAAAGUAAUUAUAAGACACACAAAUGGGAAAUGUUGGGUGGUAGCUUUGGGUAUGAGUUUGGAAAAAGAUUUGUACUUUGAGAAUGGUUGGGAAGAAUUUGUUAGAGACCAAAUGCUCAAUUAUGGGGAUUCUCUUGUGUUCAAAUAUCAUGGGCAUUCUUUAUUUGAGGUUGAUAUUUUUGGUCAAAAUGGAUGCAUGAAAGGAAUUGGUGUACCUUCUAAAAUGAUGGGUAAAAAGGAAGAAGAGACAUUGAAGAAGGAAGAGCUUUUAGACUCUUACAUGCAUGCCCACAAUGAGGAGAUUAGCAUUAAUGGAUCAACAAAGAAAUCAAGUUCAUCUACAAAACAUGUUCCAAUGAAGAAGAAUCCAUGUUUUGUAGCAACUAUUGGAAAUUCAAAAAUCCACUCAUACAUGUUGUACAUUCCUCAACCAGUGCACAAUGGAGUCAAGUUCAACCCUAAUACGAAGCUUCGAUAUCACAACAACAAAUUAUGGCCUGUGAGGAUCUCGAACUGGAAAGACGGACGUUGUUUUCUAGCAGCUGGUUGGAGAAGAUUCCGAGAAGAGAAUGAUUUAAAGGCAAACGAUAAAUAUGUAUUUGUGCUUGUUCUUGGCAAAGAAAAUGAAUGUGAAGAAAUCAAAGUUACACGCCAAUCGAAGAUGCAAUAACGCAAGAAAAGGAAGCCAUGAAUUCACUCGUUCAAGCUAAUAGCCAAAAACUCUCUUUUGAGACAUGUGUGGUGUUUUUGUUCAUGUAGUUUUUUUGAAGUAAUCCUUCAAAAAUAGGCACUAAAAGAUUGGUGACUUUUGUUUGCUAGAUAGUUGUGUAAUCUAUGUAGUAAGAAAUAUUGAGUAUGUUAAUGCAAAAGCAUAAGAUAGGGUUUUACUGGGA
Molecule: messenger RNA, 1095 nt
Organism: Cannabis sativa
Lineage: Eukaryota; Viridiplantae; Streptophyta; Magnoliopsida; Rosales; Cannabaceae
Product: putative B3 domain-containing protein At5g66980
Exons: 4
Coding region: 75-872 (265 amino acids)
Molecular function (GO): DNA binding
Source: RefSeq, a predicted model, not a curated record